UUUCUCCGCUGGAGAUGCGCUCGCUUGCGACGGCGACGGCAGCGCUGGCCUACGUCGCUCUUGCCAGCAUCGCCAUUGGAUUUAGCGAUGCUUCCUUCCAUAAGAGCGUAUGUCCGCCAUACAUGGAUCUGCAGAUCCAUGACGAGUUCAUUGUAACCUUUACCAAGUACGACAACCUGCGUAACCUCGAGUCGAGCCUCGACGUGCUCGUGGCAUCGUAUCCCGUGCCUCUGAGUUCAUCGUCAUCGUUGCACCGUCGUGCAAUCAAGAUCAACCAUGACGUUCCGACCGACUUUGUUGUGUGGACCCUCUUUGACUGGUCGCCGCUCUCCGUGAUCCACUGGCUCGGACUGCAGCCCGGGGUCAAAUCGAUCGUGAGGAAUCGCCGCCUCCAUUUGACUUCGUUAAACACCCAACCUGCGUCGCCGCAAGAGGACGACACAAUGCCGACAUCGGCGACGUGGAAUUACAUGGAGGCAUGGGACAUGGCUCAACUGCGCGCGCAGAACAUCACAGGCCACGGUGUCAAGGUAGCCAUUUUCGACACGGGGCUGGACCCAGACAGCGCACGGCGCCAUUUCCGCCACGUCGACGACAUCAUCAACUGGACCGACGAGCCUGUGCUGCGCGACAGCGACGGUCAUGGCAGUUUUGUCGCUGGUGUCGUCGGCAGUGUCCAUCGCGCUUGCCCCGGUAUCGCCCCCGACGCUUCGCUCGUCUCGUUUCGGGUCUUUACGACCUCGAGUGCAUCGUAUACGUCUUGGCUCCUCGACGCGCUCAACUACGCCAUGUACCUUGGCGUGGAUGUGCUCAACUUUAGCUUUGGCGGGCCAGAUUUCCACGAUGCGCCAUUUAUGGACAAAAUCCACGAGUGCGCGGCGAGUGGCAUUGUGGUCAUGUCUGCUGUCGGGAACGGCGGCCCGCAGUACGGAACAUUGACCAACCCAGCGGACCAAAUCGAUGUGUUUGGCAUUGGCGGGCUCGGCUCGACUCCUUCCACGAUCGCGCCGUUCUCUGCACGCGGUCAAAGCCUCUGGGAGAUUGCGACGGGGUAUGGUCGUGUGAAGCCAGAUGCGGUGGCACCCGCCACGUUUGUCAAAGGCCUGUAUCCUGGUGGAGACAAGUGCCGAAUGAUGAAUGGAACGAGCAUGGCUGCGCCGCUGGCGACUGGAAUGGUGGCCCUCGUUCUGUCCCAAAUACCAUCGAUCGAGCGCAAACGGUUCGGUCACGUCGGGUUCGUCAAGGGUGUCUUUCUCCAAACGGCCCGCCGGCUCCCGUCCAUAUGGAAUGCGACGAUGCGGUCCACGGAGGCUGGCAAUACGUGGCAGCACAUUUACGAACAAGGGGCGGGCAGCCUCGACGUGAACGCAGCGUUGGCAGCGCUGCCUUUGGCCAUGGCGGCUCCAACAGCGGUGCUAUUGCCAUCGUCCCUCAAUCUUACCGACUGCCCGUAUAUGUGGCCCCACUGUUUGCAGCCGUUGUACCACACGCGCCUUCCCCUGACCAUCAAUAUCACGAUGUUCCACCCGACGGCCUUGACUAGCCAGCUCGUGGGAGCGCCCAAAUGGACCCCAUCGUCAGCAGACAGCGACAUCUUGUCCAUCCAAACGUUUCCUGGCUCCGAGAUGUUCUGGCCGUAUUCUGGCGCGAUUGGCGUCCACAUUCGCGUAACUCGGCCCGUGCUGCGCCGCAUGACCGUGUCGGGGCGCUUGACGUUGUUCAUCUCGGAUUCGCCGCCGGUCGAGCUCUACAUUGAAGUUCCGGUGAUACCGGCGCCGCCGCCACGUCAACGGGUGUUGUGGGACCAGUACCGCAACCUCCAAUACCCCUCUGGAUACAUUCCCCGCGACAACCUGCAUCAACACACGGAUCCGUUUGAUACCCAAGGCGACCAUGCGCACACCAACUUUGGCGAUUUCUUUCACCGGCUCGUCGUUCAGCACAAGUUGUACGUGGAGGUGCUUACGACAGACUACUCGUGUGUGGACGACUUGUCUGUGUACGGGUUGCUGCUGGUUGUCGACCCCGAAGAGCCGUGGUUCCCGACCGAAGUCGCCCUCGUCCAUGCGGCAAUGCGAUCGAGCGAUUUGAGCGUGUUCGUCAUUGCCGACUGGUACAGCCCCACCGUCCUGACCUCCAUGUCGUUCUGGGACGCCAAUACCCUGAGCACGUGGCUCCCAGUGACCGGCGGCGCCAAUAUCCCUGCAAUCAACACGCUCUUGGCGGCGUUUCGCAUUCGACUGAGCCACCGCGCGUGGUCCAACCCCGGCAUCAUGUACCUGUCGGGAUCUGCCAUCGUCGACCUCCCCGACCUCGGCUUUGUCAUGUGGGCCAACCUUACCCAAGACUCGACUGGACCGACCGGCCUCUCUCCACGACGGAUCGCGUCCUUUGAGUCGGUGAAGAGUGCCAACAACGCCGCCGUUCCACCAAACGACAGCCAAAAGAUGGCCGUCGCCGCCUUGGUCCCACUCCAAGGCGCCAAUGCUGGCCGCGUCGUCGUCUAUGGCGACUCGUCCUGCGUGGAUUCGUCCAUCGCUGCAUCGUCGGAUGCGAAAGCGACUUGCGAAGGGUGGAUCGAUGGCCUGAUCGAGUACGCGCUUCGAGGAAAGCUUCCAGAGGGAGUCGAAGCAGUGAAUAACCUGCACGUGCGCGAGGACGUCGACCAUGACGCUGCAGACAUCCGUGCGCAGACGCUCCUGGCCAAAUAUUCCAAGGUCCUAGGGCACGCCCCUGCUUGCCCCAAUGUCGCCUUUGGCUAAACAUGUCGAUUGUGGAUGCUGAAAGUCGAUUCCAUCCUCGCUCAGAUCCAAAGAACCGACGUCGGGUAGCAGCGCCAAAAACGUUGUUGGCCAGAAAGCAAGCCAACAUGACCCGUAUUUAUAAAUUGCGCCCACAAGGAACACGCUUACAAUUCGCCCAGGCGCGACGCAUCCGUUUCAAAUGCGAACUUGGCCUCGUCCCGCGCCGCCUCGAGUGGAGAUUUCUUCUUUGGCUCGAUCUUGAUCUCUUGCUUUGUUUCCUUGGGCUUUCCAGGUGCAGGCACGUCGGCAGAGGUGGCAACGCUUUGCUUGGGCUCCUCCACCACCGCGCCAUUUUCUACAAAUUCCUUGGCGCGGGUCACAGCAGUACGGAAUGCCUUGUUGCAAAUCAUGAGUGCGUUUUUCGGACGUGUCGUCCGCAAGUAGUCGCACGACUGCGACUGCAGCGAUCCCAACACAGCAUCUGCACUGCCCGUGUUGGAGCAAUACUCCUCACACGCUCGCUGUCCACCUAGAUGCAUUACAGUCAAGAACGGACCAUGAACGAAAUGCAUACCCUUGCGGUACGCAUCGACGCAAAAGUUGUACAGUGUCGGGCGUGGAAGUUGGUCGCGAUACGUAGUGCACAGGUCCUCUUCACCGUUUAGCGUAUGCUGGUUGCAUGUAGACAAGCACGAUGCUGAUGCUUGAUGCACUAAGGCCGCCGCGAUCGCUGGUCCAACGAGCUUCAUCGGAAGUCGAGAUGUGACUCCGGCGCCGGUUGGC
This is a messenger RNA of Aphanomyces invadans, 3527 nucleotides long. RefSeq lists its product as hypothetical. The record is from RefSeq and is a predicted model, not a curated record. Gene Ontology annotation, biological process: proteolysis. Gene Ontology annotation, molecular function: serine-type endopeptidase activity. Gene Ontology annotation, cellular component: Golgi apparatus. The transcript has 10 exons. NCBI's taxonomy places the organism in Eukaryota, Oomycota, Saprolegniomycetes, Saprolegniales, Verrucalvaceae. The coding region runs from base 15 to 2762 and encodes 915 amino acids.